AACAGAUACCGGUCGACGUUCAAUGCGCAUGUGCGUAACUCAGUCAGAUGUCAACAUUGUUGAAAUUAACAACGAGAUGAAAAUAAUGUAAAACAAGUGAAAUAUCGAAAAUGAUAAGUCAAAGUGAAGCGGAUGAAAUUUCAUUCAAAAAUGCUCUUCCGGGAGAUUUAAAAGACAGGAAGUUGGCAAAAGCCAGUAAAAGUCUCCGACAGACAUUGAUACAAGAGAACCCAGGCUCUGAUGAAGCACGAACUUCUGCAGCGAUAGAAAUCCAAAGGGCAUACCGAGGAUACUCAACAAGGUGUAACAUAUAUGGAACAUUGAACCCCAAAGUCAGUAAGACAGCAGUGUUCAGUAAAAGUCAGGACGAUGAGGCACGGAUCCAGGAAGUGGCUGCUGAACAGAUACUGGAUUAUAACCCAGCUUCUGAACAAGAUGAAAUCAGGAUUAUCUACGAAGAAUAUCUCAUAACUUACGAUAAUCCAGAUGAAGUGCCCUUGUGCUAUGAUGAGUUUGCUGAGCGAUACAUGGAAGCCUUGAGAGAGAGCCAACAGUCCAUAGAUACCCCUGUCCCCAUCCAGCCCCCGCCCCCAAAAACCAGACCUCGGCUCACCGAGAGACAGGCUGCAAGUAUCAUACAGAGAGCAUGGCGACGUCACAUAGACAUACAAGUGUAUAGGUACUACCGGGAUCUGAUCAACUUCAAGACGAGAGGAAACCCAGCUCUGAUGCUGAAGUGUAUUAAUCCAAAUGAGGCAAAAUUCCUGGAUGCAGCUUCAGGGGUCCAUGUUAAAUUCAGAUUGGCAGGAGAGAGAUUUCCUCCAAACAUAUACUACAAGAUCUUCACCCACAGACCGGUCCAGGAUAUGUGUGCCAACAGUCCUAAAGAUUACACUCAGCCUGCAGUCAAGCUACAGAUAGGGAAAGAUAAACACAGCCAAGUCAGGUCACAGGGGUUUGAGCAUGAUCAGAAUGGAUGGUACAAGAGGAUAGAAAACAAUGGCUGGAGGCUGGUGUCCGACCGUCUGGUUCAACAUCUGACAGACCCCAUUACCUGGGAGACAAGCAAUAAGAAGUACCAGCAUUCCCACGACAAGCUUCAAAGAAUACAGGAUGUUGAAAAAAGAAAGAAGAAAAGGAAGAUUGAAUGGAUGCAAAAAAUGUACCAGGAGGGAAUGCUGAAGGCGAAAUCUGAUGAUCCUGAGACCAUGAACCUGAUUGAGGGCGCAGCCGCUGGUAUGAUGGCCACAGUGGAAAAAAUGGGGCCGAACGCCCUCGAGGACUGGGAGGUGGAUGAACUCCUGGACUGGACGACGAGUCUUAACUUUGAUGAGUAUCUUAAUAAUUGGAAGGACGUUGCUACGAGUGCAUAUUCAGAAAAACAAGUCGCUAUGAAGAAACGCAAAGAUGAUCGUAUACGCCUGAUGAACGGAACAGUCGACCCCUACGAAUUCUCUAUCUCCACCGGUCCGUCUCGCUACCAAUCUACCCAGCGAUCCCGGAACACACCCGCCUCUAGCAUGUCCGGGCAACUCCCCAUCAAAUAGGGGGAAGGAUGUUAAAGAGUUAGAUUGUCCGGAGACACAGACACUGAACAGUGUAUAAUGCAGAUUUAUGGACUAUUUGUCAAGGACUUCUUUUGAUCAAACCUUGUACUCUAAAUGAAAUGUUAUAAAUGUACAGCAUUUAUUUCAAAGAUAAUGUUUUGUCUCUGUUGAUUCAGAGUGUGUUUAAUUUUAUACGAGAUCAUGUGUGAAAUCGGUGUUUUACCGACUGUGCUAUUAGAUGUGAACUUUACAAACAAUAUUCACAUGCAAGUCUGUGAACAUUUGCCUUACAUACAUUUUUUUAUGUAUUAAACUUGUUUUGUUUUAUUAAAUAUUUAACAGUAUG
Messenger RNA from Ostrea edulis (European flat oyster), 1893 nucleotides. Its product is annotated as protein MFI-like. Bases 111 to 1547 code for a protein of 478 amino acids. The transcript has 14 exons. The record is from RefSeq and is a predicted model, not a curated record. NCBI's taxonomy places the organism in Eukaryota, Metazoa, Mollusca, Bivalvia, Ostreida, Ostreidae. Gene Ontology annotation, molecular function: protein binding.